UUUGAUGUGUCAAGAAAACAAGUGCGAGUUUGUCAAGUUUGGUCUUUUCCGAUUGUAUAGUUAAUUUUGUUGUUAAUUAUUUAAUUUACAAUAUAAAUGGCUCCUAGUUGAAUGGUUUAAAUAUUUUAAAAUAAUAAAACCAUGGAAUUCCAUUAUACCGAUCUUGGUAUGCAAUCGGAACAUAUAAUGGAAGAUCAAUUCCAAACAAAAUAUUCACAACCUUAUAUUCUGCGAAACCAAGAGGCAGAAUAUGAAGUUCGAAGUACAGUACUUGUUGAUGGUGGUGACCGUUAUGGUGUGUCAGCCUCUGUCUUUGACAAGUAUGAGGAAUUGGUAUGGAUGGGUAAUCAAGGGGGGCAUGUUACAUCUUAUUAUGGACCAAACUUGCAAAAAUAUACAUCAUUCCAAAUCCAUCAAACAGAAGAAGUAAGAGAUAUACUGACAUUAGAAAAAGGUAUAUAUUGUCUCACUAAAACAAGUUUAAGACACCAAAUAAGAAGAGGCAUACCUCAGCACACACAUAAAUCCUCAAAUAUGAUGGACAUGCAAUGUCUUUUUCAAGUAAACUCGCACAAGUUUUUGAUAGGUGGACACCAAGACAAACUCCUAGAAUUAGAUAUCAACAAGAUGACUGAGACUGUGAUAAAAGUACCAGCAGAUGGCUGUGCUGUACUACGGAGUGGAGGCGGCUCAUUAGUUGCAUGCGGCAGCGCCAAUGGCAUGGUGUCAUUGCGAGAUAUACGAAAUCCCGGUAAAGCGGAGCAUACGUUCAGAGCACACUCAGCCUGUCUCUCCGAUUUGGACAUGCAGGGAAAUCAUUUAAUUACAUGUGGAUUUACUCAAUCAGCUACCGUAGCAGUACCGGAACCUUAUGUAUUAGUAUGGGAUGUCAGAAGAGUUAAAGGCAAAGCGGCUUGGUCAAUACCAACUGUGUCUCCACCGUUGUUAUUGCACUUUGUACCAGCUGUGUCCGGACGGGCUGUGGCAUUGGCUGGGGAUGGACAUGUCACUUUAUUUCAUGUUAAUGAAGCCCAUGAAUCUGAGUACCAAUCUGUAUUUCAGGUGAAUACUCAAACUUCUCAAUGUAGUGUUAUGGACGUGUCUUCCACUAGUCAAGCUCUCGUAUUUGGCGAUCAGUCGGGACAUCUUCAUCUAUUCUCGGCUCAGCAUAAUCAUGAACCACACUUUAACAACUUUUCUAGGGCAACUGAAUUUGCAGACCCAGCACCAGAACUUCCAGUUGUCGGUUUUAACGACACCACAUUCCAAUUCUCAACCGUACCAUUGUCUCCUCUUGCAUCCGGCUCGAGGUGGUUCAACGAGUUGCCUCCGGACUUCUUUAAGAAAAUAUACAGAAAGCCAAAGCCAAUCGAUCCCGAAGUAUUAAAAACAAUGAAGAUGCAAGGUCCAAUCGGUUACGCGCCGAAUCCAAAGACUCAUAGACGAAAUGAGAUGCCGUAUGUCGAAGACAACCUUGAUAAUGUAAAAAAGAACGACGCUAGUAUUAGUAUACAACCGAUACCUAGACAUUAUUUAAAAAUAGAAAUUCGAUUCAAUAAAUUGUUACCAAGUGACGAAGAUAUUAUAGUAAAUAAAACUGGCUUUCCAGGCUUAGAAUCGACUAUGCCUAAUUCAUACUGCAAUGCAAUGUUACAGGUACUAUAUUACAUUCCACCACUGAAAGCUACACUACUGGCGCACACAUGCGCAAAGGAAUUUUGUCUCAGUUGUGAAUUGGGCUUCCUGUUCCGCACGCUGGACACGUCGGGCGGCGCGCCGUGCCAGGCGAGCAACUUCCUGCGCGCCUUCCGCACCGUGCCCGAGGCCGCCGCGCUCGGCCUCAUCCUGCCCGAGCGCGCCGAGCCUCGCGCCGACCUCGUCACGCUCAUACAGAGUUGGAACCGCUUCAUUCUCCACCAGAUACAUUACGAAAUACUAGAAACACGUAAAAAGGAGAAGGAAUUGACUUUCCUAGCACAAAAAACGAGUCCUCCCAAACCUCGAGUUAAUAAUACUAGGCAAAUGAACGGACAGUACGAGUAUCAGUAUAAUAACGAUCUUGAGUUCUUGGGACCUUCGGAAUACGAAGACGAGUUAGACGAGGAGCAGUGGCGUAAUAACCACGAUGAGGGUACGGCCGUAACGAAUCACGUUCAAAACGAAAGUAAUGAUUUACCGAAUAAGCGGCAAGCUGAUAACGAGGAGUCCGAAAUAUCGCAACUAUUCGCUAUUGGUCGGCAACAGGUCAACAAAUGCAUGAAGUGCAAUAAAGAGGAGGAGCGCGUGUCGGCGGCGCUGGCGUGCGCGCUGGCGUUCGCGUGCGAGGCGCGCGGCGGGUUCGCGGAGCUGCUGCGCGCGUCGCUGUGCGCGCGCCGCACGACGCCCGCCUGGUGCGAGCGCUGCGCGCGCUUCACGCCCACCGCGCAGCACGGCCGCAUACUCAGAUUGCCACCAAUCUUGGCAAUCAAUUGCGGCGGUGUGACCGCACAUGAAAAGGCUUAUUGGGCGAAGGGCAUCCAAAAGGAUGUGCCUGAAGCAUCAAAAAGAGCUGGAAUCAGUAAGCCGUGUCGUUAUGGCUUACACUGUGCGAGACCUGGCUGUCGGUUUAAACAUCCGGAGAGGUCAAUAUUAGCACCGCAAUUUCAUUCUCUAAAGAGUUCAACGCAAGAAAGCAACUGUGUGUUGCCGCAUCAAUUACACAUUCGACUGCAAUCCGAUGGCGAAGUUAUCAUAAAUGACAAGACUGAUUCAUCGACAGACCGACUACCGGAUAUUAACAAGCAUAAGAAGAAACCAGUCACCAUGAGAUCGGAACAGGACUACCACCUGUCCGCGGUGGUCGUGUGUGUGGAAGACAAUCCUAAGAAUUUAGUGUCGUACGUUCGGAUACCGGAUAAAAAGGACGAAGCUAGGUGGUUCUUGUUCAACGACUUGAGCAUAGUCCAAGUGAGUCCGGACGAAGUUGUCCAGUUCAGUAGCUGGUGGAAGUCUCCGUGCGUCCUGUUCUACACGAGCUCGCGGGUGAUGCUUCCUAGCGACACUGAAACCUCAUAGCCGAUGCUUAUGUAUGGGCCGAACAAUCAGGGAUGCAAUGGCCCAUACGAAAUGAACGGUAUCAACUACGAAUUACCAGCCGAAGAGACCUACUUAAUACGAUGAGCAUAUUAUAUAAAGUCUGACAGAAACUAAUAGUACGAAAUGUUAAGAAUAUUCUGGAAGUAGGUUAGUAGAUUAUUAAGUAAUUACUAGCAAAAUGGAGUAUAGCUUUUGAGGUAAUAGUUAUAUAGAUACGAUAUUUAUAUAGUUUUAAAACGAAUACGAAGCCGCGAUUGGACGAUUUAGCGGAAAACAUUUUUAUACAUGUUCGUAAUUGGUUAACGAUGUUAUUAAAUAUUGCGUUUGUAAAGGUGAUUUUUUUAUAAGUACAGGAUCUGUGUUGGCCGAUAGCAUUGCAUAGGAACCCUAUUAUAAUAAUCCUAAAAUGAAAAAUUAAGGACAAUUUUGGAAAAAUUAUGAGUAAAUAGAAAAUUACCAGACAAUUUUCUAUUAAGUGAUUUUUAUGUUCGUUAUUGUUCAUAAGGUCGGCACUACACUUGCCUAAACGUUGUCGCACAGUGAUAUCGCGUUGUUCGACCAAAUAUUCCAUACACGGGCUGAAUCUCAAUUAACUCAAAUAUAUCAAAAUAUUUGUUUAUUAACAAUUUAAUGAAAGUUAGAGCCGUGCGGUAUUAACUAAACUAAGUGUGGACGGUCAACGCGAUUGUUUGCCUUAUUCCUUUGAUGUUCCAUUUAAACACCGACAAUUAGACGGAAACAAAGAUUUGCGUUGUAGUAUUUUUACAGAUGAAGCAAUUAUUUUAAGUGACGGUAGAGCUUUGAACGACCCCGUCUCAGAAGGUACCACCCAAUCAUCACAUAUGCUAGUGGUAAAUAGCGAUACUCAGUUUGUUACGGUGUGAAGGGCGAAUGAGCCAGUUUAACUACAAAGGAUAUAACAUCUUAGUUUCCAAUGUUGGUAGAGCAUUGGUGUAAUAAGGAAUGGUUAAUAUUUCUUCCGGCGCCAAUGUCUAUGGGAUCCCCAUGGUGACAACUUACCAUCGAGUGAUCCAUUUGUCCGUACACCUAAUUAAUAAUAAUCAAAUAUGUUGUGCAGACAAUAAAUACAAAUACGAGAACACGUUACGCAAACUUAAGUGCGUCGCCUAAUGAAUCCAGCUUUGCAAAAAUAAAGCAUUCGCUAUACAUAACGACAGAGCUCGACUUGGCGAAGUCGAAAGCACAUUAAAACGCACUAGUUUGAAUCGCACUUAGUUGAGUUUAUUCGAAUACUCCAUUUUGCUAGAUCGAAUAAAAAGUUACUCUGAGGUUAAACGGUUCGAAGAUGUUUUGUCGCGCUUCAGAACAUUUAUUUUGUAAGCAACUUGUCGUCUCGGUAUAUAUUUUUAUACGGUCAGAACGCCUUUUAUAUGAAGCAAUAAACAUUUUAUAUGAACAAUAUGUUUUAUACCGAUCAACCGAGUGAACGGCAUUUGCUAAAAUAAAUAUUUUUUUAUUAUACGACAUAUACUGUUUGCGCGUGACUAUUUCGCCUCGGAGCGCUGAAGGUUUUUUAAAUUAUCGGUAAGUGAGAGUUCCAUUAAUCUAAGGCACAAAGAAUGGUAAUAUUUUUAAAUAUAAAUUAUUUAACGUAGGCGAGCUAGAGAUGCAUAAUUUUUUUCUUUGUUAAAAAUAAUUGUUAUAAAUUAUUGCCACGCGUUUUCAAAUGAGUACUUAAAUACUUUUCUAUGUCUGUGUCCAAUGAAAAAUUGUGGUAUAUUUUUUUUAAGAAUUGAUAAUUUAUCAACUUUUUACCAAUGAACAUAUCUAAAAGACAUUCUUAAUUAAACGACUACAAUUCAACAUUGAAUCUUCUGUCUCUUUCUAACGAAUUGGAAACUAUUUUUGAGAAGAAAGGAUGUCUAUACGUGAGUAAUGAUUAUAAACGAAAGAACAUUUUCUAGUAAUUGGCCUAAGAUACCAAAUUAGUUUAAAUGUCAAUUAAACAUUACCGACUUUACCUAUGAAUGUUGCUUUGGGUGUGAACGAAUUCUUUGUCCUCUUUUUUCGAACGUUAAAUCAACGAUGGCAGAAAGAGAUGUCAGUGUUUAACGAAACGCCACCUUUACGCCACAACAUUUAUAAUGGAGGCCGUACAUUUCUGUUAGUACGAUAUGUUUAUGGAAUAUAUUUGUAUCCCCAUUAUCUUCGGUUGUGAUACCUCAAACCUUGCAUUUUUUUUUUCAUCAACUGUUUUAGCUCACGGUACCCGCUUGUGCGCUAACAGUACAUUUUCAUGUUUAAAUUAUUUUCAACAUUUCCAUGGUGGCUGGUUAUUUUUUAUAAGAGAAAUAAAAUCUUAAAUCUGAUAUAA
Messenger RNA from Vanessa tameamea, 5410 nucleotides. RefSeq names its product PAN2-PAN3 deadenylation complex catalytic subunit PAN2 (gene PAN2). Bases 142 to 3054 code for a protein of 970 amino acids. Gene Ontology annotation, molecular function: protein binding; poly(A)-specific ribonuclease activity. The record is from RefSeq and is a predicted model, not a curated record. Gene Ontology annotation, cellular component: P-body; PAN complex. The transcript is spliced from 22 exons. NCBI's taxonomy places the organism in Eukaryota, Metazoa, Arthropoda, Insecta, Lepidoptera, Nymphalidae. Gene Ontology annotation, biological process: nuclear-transcribed mRNA poly(A) tail shortening.